This is a messenger RNA of Saccostrea cuccullata (small rock oyster), 2625 nucleotides long. Its product is annotated as cell division cycle protein 16 homolog. Gene Ontology annotation, cellular component: anaphase-promoting complex; cytoplasm. NCBI's taxonomy places the organism in Eukaryota, Metazoa, Mollusca, Bivalvia, Ostreida, Ostreidae. Gene Ontology annotation, molecular function: protein binding. Gene Ontology annotation, biological process: anaphase-promoting complex-dependent catabolic process; positive regulation of mitotic metaphase/anaphase transition; protein ubiquitination. The coding region runs from base 1 to 1680 and encodes 559 amino acids. The transcript has 16 exons. The record is from RefSeq and is a predicted model, not a curated record.
AUGGCGGGUGAAGUUGAAAAUUCACAGAUGAAUGAAAAAAGUAUACCACAUACUGUAUCUGGGAUUAAUUUAAGCAGACUAAGAGAAAAAGUAAAAUUUUAUAUUGAAAAGCACCAGUAUGAGUCUGCAUUGUUCUGGGCAGAUAAAGUUGUAUCACUCUCCAAUGGUAAUCCUGAUGAUGUGUAUUGGUACGCCCAGACCCUGUACCUGACUGGACAGUAUCACAGAGCCUCCCAGCUCCUGAGGUCAAGAAAACUGGACAAGAACAACUCCGCUUGCCGUUACCUAGCAGCUAAAUGCCAUUUUGAAUGCAAAGAAUGGCAGACAGCAUUGAACAUACUGGAUAUGGUGGAGAACAACAGUUUCCUCCCUUCCUUCACCAAGCACAAUCUGACAGACUCUCUCUAUGACCAGAGUCAAAAAGAGGUAGUGGAGCAGUCAUACAAUCUUUCUAAGUCUGGUACCUGUGUUUUAGAGCGGGAGUUGUUAGAUACAUUACCAUUUGCUGUCCAGUGCCCCGUAGAAGAAGUAGAACUAAUUCGAUAUUUAUAUGAAAAUAGAAUCAAAAAGUAUGACAAGCCAAAAGAGCACAGAGUUCCGGGAUCCUUGUCUUGUUUAAAAACCAAUAAAGACAUUGUUGUUAACGUGGCCGAGAGACAUUACUAUAACUGUGAUUUCAGGGAGUGUCAUAAAAUUACAACAAAAGUAAUGAGUGAUGACCCUUACAAUACUCAGUGUUUACCCAUUCAUAUAGCAGUGUUAGUGGAACUCAAAAAAGCCAAAGAUUUGUUUUACCUCUCUCACAAGCUUGUGGAUUUAUACCCUAAUGAUCCUGUUUCCUGGUUUGCAGUGGGAUGUUAUUAUUUACUGACAGAAAAGAGUGAACCUGCUCGACGAUAUCUCAGUAAGGCUACAACACUGGAUCGCGUGUAUGGGCCGGCCUGGCUGGCGUUUGGACACUCCUUUGCAGCUGAGAACGAACACGACCAGGCCAUGGUGGCGUAUUUCACCGCGUCACAGCUGAUGAAGGGAUGCCACCUUCCACUCCUGUAUAUAGGACUAGAGCAUGGCUUAACCAACAACUUCAAACUGGCAGAGCGGUUCUUUAGUCAGGCUCUCAGUAUCGCCCCAGAGGACCCCUUUGUGUUACAUGAGAUGGGAGUCAUAGCGUUCAAAAGCCAGGAGUGGAGCACAGCAGAGAGAUAUUUUAUGGACGCCCUUAGAAUUUUAGAAAAUAUUGGACAAGAAGUGAUUGUGGAAAAAUGGGAACCUCUCUUAAAUAAUCUGGGACACACAUACAGAAAAUUAAGAAAUUAUGAAAAAUCCUUGGAGUAUCACAAACGAGCGGGAAUUCUAUCGCCCCAAAAUCCUUCUACCUACUCUGCCAUCGGCUAUACGUACGUCCUCAAGGGAGACAACUUAAUGGCUGUGGACUAUUUCCAUAAAGCACUAGGUAUCCGUCGAGAUGAUCAAUUUUCCACAACCAUGCUGUCCAGUGUUAUAGAAACUUUGAUGUCCGAGAUGGACCCUUGUGAAGGUGCUUCAGAAGAUUUCCCAGCAUUCCCUACUCCGGGGAAGUUAGAGUUUUCUCACAGCAGUAGUCAGGAACUCAGUGACCUUGACAUCAAUCCUGAGGACAACUCAAGCAUGGCCAUAGAAGAAGUAGACAUGGAUGACUGAAUAGUGUAAAACCCUUAGUGAUUGGUUGAAAUUUGAAGGCUCAUUUCAUACAGAGAUGAUCAUGGAAAUAUGUAUACAUCCCAGAGUGAUGGCAUACCUUGCCCACUUAUGUAUUUUAUCCACAUGUUGAGUAUCCAGUGAAUUUUCCAGGAAGUAGCAAUGGGUCUUAUCAAAUCAUUUUAAAUUAGAAACCUCUGAAUAUGUUUGAAUAUCAUAUCAUAUCUGUCAGAUAUCCAUAUAUUGUAUCAAGUGAUAUAAGUAACUUAUGGUUACUGGUAAUUUAAACUUAAUAUUCAGAACGUACACAAUUACAACAUGUAUCAUGUGCAAUUUAUGAUUAAUGUUGUAAUUAACAUGGGAUUGUUCAUUGAAAUUUUAUUAUGAUGGAAGAAUUGAUUUGAUAUUGAUUCAUUUCAAUAAUAUUCAUACUUAUAAUGUUAAUAUUGUGUAUGAUAUGAAAGGAAAAAAAUGAAAUUUCUUUAAGACUGUGUCGGCUGUAGUUUGAGUCUGGAAGAAAACAGUAUAUAUAACAAAUUAGGAAGGCAUAUACAGUUUAUAACAACUAUGAAGUUUAAAAAAAUUUGCAAUAAUUUUAAUACUUUUUAAAAAUUAUUUCAGUUAUAAAAUUAGUUAGACACCAGUACUUCUUUUCAUUUCAUAUUUUUAUAGCAUGUUGGUUAUCUGGUAUUAUUGGUAUGUAAGAUACACAUACACCAGAAGACAAAUCUGCCAAAAUAUUAGGGUUAGUAUUAUUCAAUUUUUAAAGAGUUUCUUGAUCUUGACAGAUGUGUUACUAAGCAAUUCUUACUUAAUAUCUGACUUCUAGAGUUGUGAAAUGAAUCCCAGUCAACUAUACAUGUAUUGACAUUACAUGUCACUCUUUAUGUUCAAAUAUUGUAGAAAAUUGAUGUGAUAUUGAAUAAACUGAAUGGUUAUUUAAUUUUU